This is a messenger RNA of Gadus chalcogrammus (walleye pollock), 2264 nucleotides long. RefSeq names its product cell adhesion molecule L1-like b (gene chl1b). Lineage: Eukaryota; Metazoa; Chordata; Actinopteri; Gadiformes; Gadidae. The annotation marks the transcript as partial. The record is from RefSeq and is a predicted model, not a curated record. Gene Ontology annotation, molecular function: protein binding. The transcript has 15 exons. Gene Ontology annotation, biological process: cell-cell adhesion.
AUAGCGGACGUGCUGUGUGUCUCCACAGACCUGAAGCCCAGGUUCCUAACACCCGAGGGGAGGGAGUAUUCGGCUGUCGAGGGCAAGGCGGCCAUCUUACACUGCAAUGUCUUCGGCUCUCCUCCUCCCUCCAUCACAUGGAGCAGGGACGACUCUUCGGGGGCUGUGGAGGGGCCGCGGUUCACCGUGCACAGAAACGGAUCGCUGGAGAUCCGCGUCGUGGAAAGAGAGGACAUGGGAGAGUACCGGUGCCUCACCAAUAACACGGAGGGAACAGCUGCCAUCGCCGCCACGCUUGCUGUCAGAGAUCCCACCAGGAUCAUUGUCUCUCCAGAGGAUGUUAAGAUCCUGGCGGGGUCCGCGGCCCAGCUCUCGUGCUCGGCCGAGUACGACAAGUCCUUCAACAACGACUUUGAGCUGCUCUGGGAGAAGGAUGAUAUGGAGAUAGCCAGCAACCAGACUGAGGAUUCUCGGUACUUUGUUGAGGACGGCCUCCUGCAGAUCAGCAAUGUGAGCUACGAAGACCAGGGCAGGUACACUUGCUUAGCCCGGACGUCGAUUGAUCAGGACCGGGCGGAGGCCAUGCUGGUGGUGUUGGAUGUACCCGACGCACCUACGAACCUGGUGCUAUCCGAGCACAAGAACCGAGGUGUGAAGCUGAAAUGGAGCCCUGGGGAAGACCACGGCAGUUCGACCACUGAGUUUAUUAUCGAGUACGAGGAGGGACAGUGGGAGCCGGGGAAGUGGAAGGAGCUGGUGCGGGUUCCGGGGAACCACGGUUCGGCCCUGCUCAAGCUUCACGGGAACGUGGACUACCGCUUCCGCGUGGCCCCCCUCAACGCCGUGGGCAAGGGCCGUCCCAGCGAACACACAGAGAGAUACAAGACCCCCCCGGCAGCUCCUGAAAAAAACCCUGAAAAUAUCAAAAUCGAAGGUCAUUUGCCAUAUGAAAUGGAUAUCAACUGGGAGCCACUGCUUCCUAUCGAGCACAACGGGCCGGACCUGGAGUACAAGGUGAGCUACCGGCGGCAGGACCUGGAUGAGGACUGGAAGGAGCACACGGUGAAGAGACACUCCUUCAUUGUGAGCGCCACGCCCACCUUCGUUCCCUACGAGAUCAAGAUCCACGCCAGGAACCAGCAGGGAUGGGCCCCGGAGCCCCGCAUCGUCAGCGGCUUCUCUGGGGAGGACUUCCCCAGCGCUGCGCCGGACAACGUGACGGUGGAGGUGAUGAACAGCUCCGUGGUCAAGGUCAGCUGGGGGCGCGUGCACAAAGACAAGCUGCACGGCCACCUGGGGGGUUACAGGGUGAACUGGUGGCGCCUGCGGAGCCGGACGGACGCCAAGAAGAAGGGCCAGCACGGGGAGCGCCACACGCAUGCCUUCCCCGGGGACCGCGGCCACGGCCUGCUGCCCGGCCUGACGCCCUACUCCGAGUACAGCCUCAUGGUCAUGAGCUUCAACGGCCGGGGCAACGGCCCGGGCAGCCACGUGGUCACCUUCAGAACCCCGGAGGGAGUCCCGGAAAAAAACUCUGCGUUCAGGGUCAUGGAAGUCCAGAAGCACACCAUCUCCCUCGCCUGGUCGCCGCCCCGGGAGCCUAAUGGGAUUCUCACUGGUUACCAGCUGCAGUACCAGCUCAUCAACGACACGGAGGGGUUGGGGCCCUUGCAGACGGUGAACAUCAGUGACCCCGCGGCCACUAAGCUGACCCUGAAGGACCUGGAGGCGCUGAGCAGAUACAGGUUCUACCUGCGCUCCUGCACCACGGUGGGCUGUGGGCACACCGUCACUGAAGACAGCACCACCACGGCGAAAGAACGUCUAGGAAAUGCCCACCAAGGAAUUUCCACCCAGGGCUGGUUUAUCGGCCUGAUGUCCACUAUCGCCCUGCUCACACUCAUCCUGCUCAUUGCCUGCUUUGUCAACAGAAAUAAAGGAGGGAAGUAUUCCGUGAAGGAGAAAGAAGACCUUCAUCCAGACGUGGAGUCCCAGGGCAUGAAUGAUGACACAUUUUGUGAAUACAGUGACAACGACGAGAAGCCACUGAAGGGCAGCCAGCGCUCGCUGAGCGGCCAGAUGGCGGGCGGGGAGAGCGGCGACAGCCUGGUGGACUACGGCGACCAAGAGGUCCAGUUCAACGAGGACGGCUCCUUCAUCGGCGAGUACGCCGGACACAAGGACAAGAGGGUAUCCACAGAGAUCAAAGGGCCUGCCCAGGCCCCGGCGUGAGGAAGCCAUGACACAAUUGGAGGAGGGAUGAA